This is a messenger RNA of Insectozyma verbasci, 996 nucleotides long. NCBI's taxonomy places the organism in Eukaryota, Fungi, Ascomycota, Pichiomycetes, Serinales, Debaryomycetaceae. The record is from the annotation of a GenBank genome assembly.
AUGUCUGUAACUAAAACAGUCUCUCCGUCAAGAUCAAAUUCAACAAAACAAAAGUUAUCAUUAUUUUCAUUUGGUUCAAAUGAUGAUCAACAAUUAACAAACAAUUGUACUACUUCAUCAUCGUUAUUAUCAUCAUCAUCAGAGUCUAAUACUAUUACAUCCAAGAAAACUAAUAAUAAUUAUAAAGAUUCCCCCAAAAAUUCAAUAUCGUUAGAGUCUAAUGAUACAUCUUUUGUAAAUGAUCCAUCUUUUAUAUUUGAAAGAAAUGUUCAAGAUUGUUGUGUUUUUGAUGCUGGUUUGAGAACGAAUUCAAGAAUUUCAUUAAAUUCCUUAAAUAAUAGAGAAUAUAGUAAUAGCAAAGAUUCAUUUAGAAGACCAAGAUCUUCAACUCAUAAUUCAUCAAUUUCUUUAACUACUGGCCAAUACCUUAAAAACGAAGAUUACAUACCUCCUACUUUAGAUGCAAGUGUUAAGAUUUGUAAUGAUAAACAAACAAAUUUAGAAGAUAUUGAAGUUUAUUCAUCAUAUAAUAAUAGAAGAAAUUCAAGUGUUUUGGCUUUGAAUGCAGCUUUGGGAAAACCAAGUUUAAGUAGUCCUAUUUCUAGAAAAAAUUCAUUAUCUAGUCAAAAAGAUUAUGAAAGGGAAAGUUUGUCAUAUAACUAUAAUUUCAAAGACAAUAUUGCAACUUCACCUUUAUCUCCAAACCCUAACGCUCCUCCAAAAUUACAUCAUUCAAAAUCAAGUUUGAGUUUUUACUCUUAUGCGGAGAUGAUCAAUAAUGAAGAAUAUCCACAAAUCAGUAGAAGACCUCCAAAUUUAAGAUCUUCUUAUUCACAAGGAGUUAUACCAACUUUAAGAUUACCUAAAUUUAAGAGUAAUAAUAAUAAUAAUAAUAAUAAUAAUAGUAAUGAUAAUAUCAAACUGAAUUUACAACAGCAAGGUAGAAGACAAGCAGAUACAAAAUCUACAACUCCAGUAACAACAACAAAUCAAUAG